AUGGCUCGAGAAUUUCCCCAAAGCACUCAAGUUGCUCGGACCGACCACGUUAGUAUAUUGACCAGAAGGUCCCACAUUAUCCUCCGCACCAGCAAGCCGAAAACCCUAGAGAGCAAUCCCAUGUCCCACUUUCCCGACCAGCCCGAGGACCACCAGACUACUCCUCUGCCCUUCUGCGCGCCCUAUCAUCAACAUCACAAACACGCCAGGCAUGAAUCUCAGACUCUCCCACUGGAAUUCCACUAUACCGAAUCCCACUCCGAUCAGAGAUCUAGCCUCUCUUCCUCUUCCUCCUUAUCAUCAACAACAAGAACACCAGCUCAACAACAACAACAUCAACAACGACAACAACGACAACAACAACCCCCCACCGCAAGCGAGCAUCAUGUCACAAGCUCAUCCUGCCUUUCCCCUCCUCCUCCUCCUGCACCUCUCCCCAUCAACACAACGACAACGCCAACAACACCAACAACAAUGAAAACAGCAUCUCCCUCAAACUGCCCAGUCAAACUCUCAACGACGACGACAACAACAUCCGUCACCCCCGGAAGAAAAUUCUUUCUUCCAAAAAGAAGAAGAAGAAUCAAAUGCGAAGAGGAUGAUGAGGAGGAGGAUGAUGAGGAGGAUGAUUAUAAGGAUGAGGACAACGACGAUGAUAACGAUGCACUAUGA
This is a messenger RNA of Sphaerulina musiva SO2202, 672 nucleotides long. RefSeq lists its product as uncharacterized. NCBI's taxonomy places the organism in Eukaryota, Fungi, Ascomycota, Dothideomycetes, Mycosphaerellales, Mycosphaerellaceae. The coding region runs from base 1 to 672 and encodes 223 amino acids. The record is from RefSeq and is a predicted model, not a curated record. The transcript is spliced from 3 exons.